This is a messenger RNA of Psilocybe cubensis, 804 nucleotides long. RefSeq lists its product as uncharacterized. Gene Ontology annotation, molecular function: CoA-ligase activity. The record is from RefSeq and is a predicted model, not a curated record. The transcript is spliced from 11 exons. NCBI's taxonomy places the organism in Eukaryota, Fungi, Basidiomycota, Agaricomycetes, Agaricales, Agrocybaceae. Bases 1 to 804 code for a protein of 267 amino acids.
AUGCUCUCAUUGCGAAUAUCAUUCAAAUGGCAGUUCACAAUCACGUCGACAGAGCACCAUGCCAGCGUGAGCUUUGGACGUAUCGACCAGAUGACUGUUGUGGUCGUACCAAAAUACGACUUUCCUGCAUUGUGCCAGAGUAUAUUCAAGCAUAGAAUAUCUCACCUGAUCGAUCCAUUUUACCAAGGCGCUGCUCCUCUAUCAAUGGAUAUACAUAAUAGACUGUGUGAUGUCUUUCCUGCUGCACAGAUUGGACAGGCUUACGUAGGUCUUACUGAAAUGACUGUGUCAUUGGCAAUGGUUUCUGGCUCUCAAAAACGCGGCUCUUUGGGAAGCAGUGGUAAACUACUCCCAGGAAUCCAUGCUCGAGUUCUGAAGCCCGACGGUAGCCUUGCUCGAUACGGCGAAAGAGGAGAACUGGUGGUCAAAGGUCCUGGUAUGGCACUGGGCUACCUCCACAAUAGUGCAGCCACGAGGGAGACUUUCAUUGAUGGCUGGGUUCAUACAGGAGACGAAGUUACCAUGACGGAUGAUCAAGAGGUAUUCGUACACGAUCGACUUAAGGUGGCGCCCUCAGAGCUUGAAGAUUGCCUUCUAUCUCACCCCGACGUGGCCGAAGCAUGUGUCAUUGGGAUCCCUAACAAUCGUAGUGGCGAGGCACCAAUGGCCUUGGUUGUGCUUACAGCGGCAGCCAGGGAGCUACUGACAGACGGCUCCAUGUGGAAAAUAGAAAGUCUACACACAAACACCUACGAGGCGGCGUUCGCAUCGUCGACGAGAUUCCGACUUGAAACUGUUGCGUAA